GUAAAUAAUAACCUUGGCCUGCCCGCCAUCCCGCCUAUCAAUCACGCCCUGCACGCUCUGUUCCCACCACCUGCUACACAGUUACUGCUGCUACUCCGCCUCUGCUGCUGCUGCUGUUACGACUACCACUACUACUACUACUACUUACGACCAAUCCGUCCGUUCCUAGCGUCUCUCCAUUUCCUUUCGUCCUUUUCCACGCCGGGCGUCCGUUCCCUCUGCUGAUCCCUCCCGUCUGUCACCACCUGUCUGGUGUUGUCAGUCGUUGACUUUUGCCUCCUACACUCGCGUUUCCUCGACCGUCGCCAUCCCCCUCAUUGCCGACGUCGUUGUCGUCGUCUGCUCUUCUCCCCCUCCCCCUCCUCGCAUCCCACCCCAGCUCAGCCGCCGCCGCUAUCACCACGGUCCAGAACAGGCGUUGCGACCCACCACCUUCCGGGCGCCACUCGCUGUUUCUGCUGCUAUUGCUGUUGCUGUUGUUUCUGCUGCUGCUGCUGCUGCUGCUGCACGUGUGAGCAGGGCCACCGAGCAGCAGCGAUCGCCGAGGCGUGUGUGGUGCACCGGGUCGGCUGCUUUGUUGAGUGAGGCGCCUGGCCGCUCACUGCUGCUGCUGCUGCUGCUGCUGCUGCUAGCACUACUGCUGCCAUCGCCGUUGACCUGGCCAGGUGAGCCAGUGGUGAGGACAAUACCAAAGGGGGCUCUUCUCCCACUCCGCCUAAUGCAAUAAUACUCCUCCCGAUCGACCACCCGCCAUGUCCCAAACCCAACCCCCGCCCCAGGGCGCUGCCAACGGCGCCGACAACCCAAGCUACUUCGGCUUCCCCAACCUCGACCUCGGGUCACAGGCCAGCAACGAAUUCGCGAGCUUUUUCGAGGGCAACAUGCUGGGCACCUUCGACGACGUACAGAUGCUCGACACGGGCGACGACGCCGGGCCCGCCGACUUUGGUCCCAAUUCAGAGCCCGCGCACCAAGGCGCCACCGACGAGUCGAUAGCACGGGCUGAGAAUCAGUUCAAUCCGGCCGCCAACAAUGUCCCCGGCGCUGGGCCCCUGCCCCCUGGCUCCUUUGCUCAGAUGAGCCUCUCCAGCGGCAACACCGUGACCGAGUUCACCAAACGCAGGAAUUGGCCCGCCAAGGUGGUCGAGGAGCUCAAGGACUUCCUGCACAUUCUUGACGCCAAUGGCCGCGUCAAGUACGCAUCGCCCAGCGUCUUGAGCGUCGCCGGCUACCAGCCCGAGGAGGUGUCCGAGGUCUUUCUCAAGGACCUCAUCCAUCCGGACGACCAGGGCAUCUUUGUCUCGGAACUCAACGAGUCAAUUGCUUCUGGCAACCCUCUGCGCAUGUUCUACCGCUUCAAGAAAAAGGAUGGCACAUACGCCAUUUUUGAGGCCGUGGGCCACGCCCACAUCGCCAGCGCCAAGUUCGCGCCCAACCCCAACAAUCAAUCGCCCUUUUGCCAGGCCGUCUUCAUGAUGGCCCGGCCGUACCCAACCAAGAAUGCAGGCUUGCUGGACUCGUUUCUGGAACACAAGAUCGAGAACGAGCGCUUACGGAGGCGCAUCGCCGAGCUGCGCAGAGAGGAGGAGGCCGAUGCCGACGAGGCGCAGCGGCAAUGGAUGCAGAGCCAAGAGGGCCGUUCGGACAUUACGCCGUCCGAGGACACGGCCGCGUCGUCUGUGACGCCUUUCUAUCGGGCCAGCACUAGCGAUGCAAUGAGUCAAUCGGACCGCAACGCCCUCAACGCUGCCCUGACCAGAGAAAACCUCGAGGGUGCUUCUGCAGGCAGCCGCCCAGACUCGCUGCGGGAUAAGAUGGCGCGGUACGAGGGGUCGUCCCACGCAGACACCAUCGAGAUGUUGACCGGGCUGCGGUACCAAGAGGGAGAGCGCAGCCGGGGGAUCACGACAGGCAAUGCGAGCCCGACCUUGAUCAAGGGCGACGCAGGCAUCGCGAUUCCUGUUGACCGGGAUUCCCGGCCUGGCGAGAAGAAGAAGAAGCUGAAGACGACGGAGGAAUACGUCUGCACCGACUGCGGAACCCUGGAUUCUCCCGAAUGGAGAAAGGGACCUAGCGGGCCGAAGACGCUGUGCAACGCCUGCGGGCUGCGCUGGGCCAAGAAGGAGAAGAAGAGAAACUCCGUCAACGCGUCUCAGCCGGCCCAGAUGGCCGACCACGCCGUGGGCUGAGGGCGACCUCUGCGCGGCGCUGUACCAGUACGAUAAUAUGACACGGCGCAUUUUCCUCCUCGGACGACGCCGGAGGCGCAGGCGCUGUGUGGAUUUUGAGGGCUUACAUUGUAUACACGAACACGACCGACGGCGCACCAAAAUAAACGAACACGACCACAACGGAGCGAGAAAGCAAUCAACGGCCUUUUGGGGGGCAAUGACAGGAUUUUGUCACUGAUCUAGCUGGCAUUUUGGGCUAGUUUUGAUGCUGGCUGUUUGGCAAGCUGUACGACAGAUGGGGAGCGAAGGCAUGAUACCAAGCGUUGGCAGAUGAGCAGGGCAGGACUAAUAUGAUGUAGACUGGACGAUUUCUCUAGUGUCGAACAUCUCUGGAUCUAAUCUUACGGUUCUUGAGCUCUGCAUGCCAUUGACUCCUCGAACGACGAGAGUCUUGAGAUGGUCGGCGGCGUGACCUGCGAGGGGGGCUUGAGUGAGUAGCCCUGCCAAUCCUCGAUUCAACACAGUGCAAGACUCCUAUGUUUGUCGGGAUGGCAGGCUGAGGCUCACCGGUUUGUCCAGAGGGAGCG
Messenger RNA from Purpureocillium takamizusanense, 2758 nucleotides. RefSeq names its product white collar 2 type of transcription factor (gene wc2). Bases 753 to 2189 code for a protein of 478 amino acids. Gene Ontology annotation, molecular function: zinc ion binding; sequence-specific DNA binding; protein binding. The record is from RefSeq and is a predicted model, not a curated record. The transcript is spliced from 2 exons. Gene Ontology annotation, biological process: regulation of DNA-templated transcription. Lineage: Eukaryota; Fungi; Ascomycota; Sordariomycetes; Hypocreales; Ophiocordycipitaceae.